Messenger RNA from Nymphalis io (European peacock), 586 nucleotides. RefSeq names its product probable 39S ribosomal protein L23, mitochondrial (gene mRpL23). The transcript is spliced from 4 exons. Gene Ontology annotation, cellular component: ribosome; mitochondrial large ribosomal subunit. The coding region runs from base 59 to 511 and encodes 150 amino acids. Gene Ontology annotation, molecular function: structural constituent of ribosome. Gene Ontology annotation, biological process: mitochondrial translation. The record is from RefSeq and is a predicted model, not a curated record. Lineage: Eukaryota; Metazoa; Arthropoda; Insecta; Lepidoptera; Nymphalidae.
CUUAAGUUAAUUUAAAAAACUACAAGUUAUCUAAGAAUAAAUAAAUUAGUCGAUAAAAAUGUCAACACGAUGGUAUCCUAUAUAUCAAAAAGGAAAUCCACAAUUAAGAGUAUUUUUGCCUAAUUUUUGGAUGAAAUUGGUACGAUCGGAAGGUAAACAACAACCAAACAAAGUAACCUUUCAUUGCUCAAUGGAAAUGACAAAACACGAUGUCAAAAAUUAUAUAGAGAAAAUCUAUAAUGUUCCUGUAGUGAACGUAAAUACUCGAAUUGCUAUGGGAAAAUUUCGAAAAGACAUUGGAAAAGGCUAUGUUGUGAAAGAUGAUGAUGUAAAGUUUGCCUAUGUUACUUUGCCAAAAACCAUGAAAUUUGACUUCCCUAAUAUAUUUGAGAAGAAAAAAGGUGAUGGUGAUGAUGAUAUGAAGUCAUUAGAUGAAGCCAAAAAAUCGUUUAAAAAUUAUAUAGAACGUAACAAGGAUAGGUCUGAUGUCCCAAGCUGGUUUUCUAUAUAAUAUUCUAAAAAUCUGUUUAAAAGAAUUAGUUGUAAUUAGAUUCUAUACUAUUUAUAAUAAAAGAAUAUGAUGAAA